Molecule: messenger RNA, 1515 nt
Organism: Procambarus clarkii (red swamp crayfish)
Lineage: Eukaryota; Metazoa; Arthropoda; Malacostraca; Decapoda; Cambaridae
Source: RefSeq, a predicted model, not a curated record
AUGGUCUCCUGGCGGCCUAUAUGCCACUGUCCAGUCUCCCUCACUGUUAUAAGCCACUGUCCAGUCUCCCUCACUGUUAUAAGUCACUGUCCAGUCUCCCUCACUGUUAUCAGCCACUGUCCAGUCUCCCUCACUGUUAUAAGCCACUGUCCAGUCUCCCUCACUGUUAUAAGUCACUGUCCAGUCUCCCUCACUGUUAUCAGCCACUGUCCAGUCUCCCUCACUGUUAUAAGUCACCGUCCAGUCUCCCUCACUGUUAUAAGUCACCGUCCAGUCUCCCUCACUGUUAUAAGUCACCGUCCAGUCUCCCUCACUGUUAUAAGUCACCGUCCAGUCUCCCUCACUGUUAUAAGUCACCGUCCAGUCUCCCUCACUGUUAUAAGUCACUGUCCAGUCUCCCUCACUGUUAUCAGCCACUGUCCAGUCUCCCUCACUGUUAUAAGUCACUGUCCAGUCUCCCUCACUGUUAUAAGUCACCGUCCAGUCUCCCUCACUGUUAUAAGUCACCGUCCAGUCUCCCUCACUGUUAUAAGUCACCGUCCAGUCUCCCUCACUGUUAUAAGUCACCGUCCAGUCUCCCUCACUGUUAUAAGUCACCGUCCAGUCUCCCUCACUGUUAUAAGUCACCGUCCAGUCUCCCUCACUGUUAUAAGCCACUGUCCAGUCUCCCUCACUGUUAUAAGUCACUGUCCAGUCUCCCUCACAGUUAUCAGCCACUGUCCAGUCUCCCUCACAGUUAUCAGCCACUGUGAAGUCUCCCUCACUGUUAUAAGCCAUUGUCCAGUCUCCCUCACUGUUAUAAGUCACCGUCCAGUCUCCCUCACUGUUAUAAGUCACCGUCCAGUCUCCCUCACUGUUAUAAGUCACCGUCCAGUCUCCCUCACUGUUAUAAGUCACCGUCCAGUCUCCCUCACUGUUAUAAGUCACCGUCCAGUCUCCCUCACUGUUAUAAGCCACUGUCCAGUCUCCCUCACUGUUAUAAGUCACUGUCCAGUCUCCCUCACAGUUAUCAGCCACUGUCCAGUCUCCCUCACAGUUAUCAGCCACUGUCCAGUCUCCCUCACAGUUAUCAGCCACUGUGAAGUCUCCCUCACUGUUAUAAGCCAUUGUCCAGUCUCCCUCACUGUUAUAAUCCAUUGUCCAGUCUCCCUCACUGUUAUAAGCCAUUGUCCAGUCUCCCUCACUGUUAUAAUCCAUUGUCCAGUCUCCCUCACUGUUAUAAGCCAUUGUCCAGUCUCCCUCACUUAUCAGGCCCCAUCUUUUAUCCUAUUUAAUUCAAGUUGUGAAUUUUCAUCCCAGCUGAACACAUUAGCAAUGCAAGCAGUACUGCAAUGGGCACCUGUACUCGUAGGAGCAUUGCCAAAAAUCAUAGCCGUUGUGCAAGGCUUGGUGAAGGUUUGGUCCCUAGUUACAAAAUCCAAACAAGAUAAUGAUGCAGUUCUGCAGGCCAUGAAGCUGAUAAAUGUUUACAAAGACGACAUUGACAGGUUGUUAGAGGAUCCAGAACGAAAUUAA